CAGGAUAUACCCAGGACCGUUCUUAAAGACUGCCCACGCCUGCCUCUACCAGGAUUUACCACCUCUGGAUUCUCGUUCUCCUCGACCACGGCUGUAAUCAAGGUUGCCCAUGACAUUGCUUCACGCAGCCUGGAGUAUACCACAAUGUGUCUGCAGUAUAAACCAACAGCAGUUGCUUGUUUCUGCCUCCAGUUAGCUUCUCACUGGACAAAUUGGGAGAUGCCUCAGCCGAAGGACGGUAAAGCUUGGUUUCACGAAAUUGACGAAACCCUCACCCAGGAGCUCAUCAACCACCUGGUUGCCAAGUUUCGUCAUCAUGUUGGGGACUAUUACCCACAUCUUCGGGAUAAAAUAAUAUCCUUUUGUUUGCGAAACAGUCCAUUCCGUCCUUAUCCUAGUCCUUCUGACUCCCCGGGGAGGCAGCCUCCCAAGGUAGUUAACCCCGUUCCCGUAUCGGAAUCCCACCCCCUUCCUUCAGGUCCUCCCGAGCUGAAAAAAUCCCUCGAUACUGAAUUACGAGUCCCUCCACUCCAUUCCCACCCUGUACAACACGCUCCAUACCAUCUUCACCCCCUGCCAAGCCCUCAGACAGAUAGAAAAAAUCAUGAAACCUCUGAAAGCUGUAACCAAAACCCCACAGAUGCCAAAUCACGUGACCUUCCCAAUAUUCGUCACCAGAGUAUUCACAACUCUUCAAGUCAUCCUUCAGCUGAUCCUGAACACCACCAUCCUGACCAUCAUCCCCGUCAUCUCGCCGACCACUCACCCCACGAGAAGCCACCAAACUCAUCCGAAAAUCACUUAAAUACUCAAAAUACCCAUAAGACUCCUCAAACCUCCUUCAUAACUCCUCCGGAAAGCCAUCCCAGGAAUCACGUGGAGCAUUUGCAGCAGCCAACAGACGAUAAUUCCCUCCAAAUAAGUCCAGAUCUUCAAAGCGUAGGAUAUUCAAAGGAAAAAAUCGUCACCUCAAUAGCUCCAGCGGUUCCCAUUGUUGAGUCAAACCUCGAAGUAUCUGAUGAUCUCCUGGCGAUGGUGCCACCCGAGAACUUUGAUUUCGAAAACACCUUCAGGAACGUGAUUGAGAGUUUGACAUCGAUGACAAACUCGGACGCUUCUAGAUUAUGUAAAUCAGACCCGGAGAAAACUGAAAGCACCCAGGAACCAUCCUGGUCGCUAUCUACAUUCGAUUCCACAGACUCGGGAAUAUUUUCUCAAUCUUCAAGCCAACCAUUGGGUCAAGGCAACGUUCCUCAGGAGUCAGAUGCUCCAUUAAAACGAUUGCAAGAAAUUUCGGAGCCAGUCAAGUCAUUCUCAUCGAUUUUCGAUCCCCCAGAUGAUGUAAACGAAACACUUGUACAGAAGUUUGAUGAUAAUUGCAAUGAUCUUUCGGAUAGUCAUAAGAAGAAGAAGAAAAGUAAGCACAAAAAGGAGAGAAAGGAGAAGAAAAAAUCUAAGAAGAGGGAGAGGACAGUAUCACCGAUUAAACUUAAAAUUCCACGUGAGAAACUUGGUAUUUUGGGAGACAAGAUCGAUAAGGACAUCGGAUUGGAGGGCUCGAGACGUAGGAAGAGACAGAGCGAGACCCACUACGAGGUAGCGAGGAAGAGAUGUCAUGGAGAUAAAGGAGAGAGAAUACGACUGACAUAUGAGGAAGUUGAUUAUAUAGAGCCUUAGACAGGUUUCUACUGUACAAAAUUAUUUUUAAGGAUAAGAGAUGGUUGAAGUUACCAGAUCUAUAAUGUAUAGCGAAAAUUUUUGUAUAAUUUAUUAACUGUUCCUCCGUUAUUUCGACGAAGGGAGAGAGGGAAGUUUCUCAAUAACCUGAUUAAGGAGGUAAUCAGGAUAGUGAUGGACCCAGAUUUUAGAUACGAAUAGUCAGGAUUUUGACGUAAUUCAUUUUUUUACACUCAUAAAUCAAUUUAAAUAAAGUAAAACUAUAGAAUGUUGCAAUUGUAAUAUAAUUAAUUUCGUUGUAUUUUAAAUGGAAAUUAAAACAUUUUAUUCAUGGUU
This is a messenger RNA of Diachasmimorpha longicaudata, 2013 nucleotides long. RefSeq names its product sperm head and tail associated protein-like. The transcript has 4 exons. The coding region runs from base 145 to 1677 and encodes 510 amino acids. Lineage: Eukaryota; Metazoa; Arthropoda; Insecta; Hymenoptera; Braconidae. The record is from RefSeq and is a predicted model, not a curated record.